UGUUUGGAAAUAAUAAAACAAUGUUAGAAUCGAGAAAAGGUGAUAUCUAUUGUAUUUGCCGUUCAAUCGAUUGUUCAAGAUUUAUGAUGUGCGUAUCCUUCUACGAAUUUGAAUUUUGAAAAAUUGUUACUUUUCUUUUUUUAGUGGCUGUGAUUCUUGUGAUCAGUGGUAUCAUGGUGAUUGUAUAGGCAUGACCGAAAAAGAAUCGUCAAAAAUUGAAGAAUUUUUUUGUCAUCGAUGCCGUCUGAAAACACCCAGUUUACAAAUUAAAUAUACACUUCCUCAGAAAGAAGCCGAAGAAAAAUUGCACAAGGUUAUUCAGCGUCGAUUACGUAAAGAAUUUCGUUUAUUAGACACAUCGUCGAAUACGUCAGCUGUAGCGCUUGGACAUAAACAAAGAUCAUCGAUGUUGGAUGAUGAUUCAUCGUUACAAGAACGACUUUCCACCACUCAUGAUGAUUCAAGUAAUUCCAACUCAUCAUCAGCUUUGUCAUCUUCAACAACAACUUUUACCAAAACUUUUACUAAUCCAUCUCAGUUUCAUCCGUCGCCAUUAUCUGAGUUGCCGACAAUCGGUCAAAUACAAACUGUUCAAUAUGAAACAUUAGAAAUAAAGUCAGAAACUCACGACUUAUUUGAUCGUUAUUCAACUAUUAAACAAGAGCGAAAAGAAUUGAAAACCGAAAAUGAAAUGUCAGAUAAAACAACGCAAUCUCUCAUACUGCCACCACCAUCAUCACAGCCACCUAAACGAACGAAAGGAGAAGCAGGAACGAAGCGAAAACGAAGCAUGGUUGAAUUAAGUAAUCUUGCCGACGCCUCAAAUGAUUAUGUAAACUCAAAUAAAUCUGAUUGUCGACGCUCUAAUGCUCGACGUCGAUCAGAAGAACAUCCCAGACAAUGUUUUGGUCCCGCAUGUGUACAAGAAGCACGUACAAAUUCAAAAUAUUGUUCAGAUGAAUGUGGUUUAGAAUUAGCUCGAAAUCGACUUUUGCAAUUUUUACCUAUGCGUAUGAUGUGUUGGCAAGCUAUACCAUCCACGGCAGAUAAAAUUAAUUUGAAUGCUCUCGAUGACAUUAAAAUACAAAUUGAUGAAAUAAAGAGUCGGCUUGUUGUAUUGGAUGAAGACCAACGUAAAUUAGAUGAUAUUGUUGAAAGAGGAAAAAAGUUGAAAGCCAUGAAAGAUGCCAAUUAUGAAAGUCAAGUAUCUUACGGUUCAAAUAUCAAAUCAAAUAUCGAAGGUUUAUUUUGUGAUCAUUAUGAUCCGUCAAAUUCUUUAUAUUGUAAACGUUUAAAAGUUAUAUGUCCAGAACACUCUCGAGAACGAAAAAUUGGUCCGGAUGAAGCGUGUGGUUGUCCAAUAGAGAAAAACUUAUUUGAUGUGUCUGAUGAACUGUGUAUAGUACCAAAACGAAUAUGUACGAGACAUUUGAAAUGGGAACGAAAACGACGCGCACAAAUCGACCUGGAACGUUUACAUGAGUUAAUGCGUUUGGAAGAAUUAGUUGAAAAAGAAAAUCGUAUACGUUCAGCGAUAGCUGAUCGUGGUAGUGUAGCUGGUUUAUUGAUGCAUAAAACAAUUGCUCAUUAA
This is a messenger RNA of Didymodactylos carnosus, 1591 nucleotides long. The record is from the annotation of a GenBank genome assembly. NCBI's taxonomy places the organism in Eukaryota, Metazoa, Rotifera, Eurotatoria, Philodinida, Philodinidae.